GCACGGGCUGCCUGGUGAAGGCGGUGGAGACGGCGGCGCAGCGCGAGGCCUUCAUCGUGGGCAAGCCCAACCGCUACAUGUUCGACUGCGUGGCCAGCGAGUUCCACAUCGACCCCGCCCGCACCAUCAUGGUGGGAGACAGGCUGGACACGGACAUCCUGAUGGGCAACAGCUGCGGCCUCACCACCCUGCUGACCCUCACCGGGGUCACCACGCUGGAGGAGGUGAAGGGCCACCAGGAGAGCGACUGUCCCGCCAGGCAGAGCCUGGUGCCCGAUUACUACGUCGACAGCAUAGCCGACCUGCUCCCGGCCCUGGGGGAUUAG
Merops nubicus (carmine bee-eater) is the source of this 326-nucleotide messenger RNA. RefSeq names its product phosphoglycolate phosphatase-like. Lineage: Eukaryota; Metazoa; Chordata; Aves; Coraciiformes; Meropidae. The record is from RefSeq and is a predicted model, not a curated record. The transcript has a single exon. Gene Ontology annotation, molecular function: sn-glycerol 3-phosphatase activity. Gene Ontology annotation, cellular component: cytoplasm. The annotation marks the transcript as partial.